Gongylonema pulchrum is the source of this 405-nucleotide messenger RNA. NCBI's taxonomy places the organism in Eukaryota, Metazoa, Nematoda, Chromadorea, Rhabditida, Gongylonematidae. The record is from the annotation of a GenBank genome assembly.
UUUAUGGAUAGUACCGUCAUCGAUGUGGAACCGUCGAACGGCAACAGGAGAGCAAUUGAAUUACGCAAGCGCCAACUCACCGAAUCCGCAGAACGUUGGCGUGAGCGCAUUAAAGCAGAUCCGGAUUUGAAAUGGCUGGGAAGGAUGGACCGACUACAGAGAGAUUGCCCGGCGAAAGCAGUAGAUUGCAGGCCAAGAGCGGUGGAUAUAAGCAAGGGCCUGGAUCGGUUCUAUUCCAGCAGCCCGUCAACUUCGCCGCCAAUCAAAGUCCUGCAGAUUGAUGAAAGGGAAUUCGAAGGAAUUGCAACCAGUACAUCGAGGUUCCUUUUCUUCUCUCACGUAAGACGGAAAUUUCCUCGAGUUUUAAAUUGUGCACGCUCGAAUGGCGACAUCCGUUCAACUUAA